This is a messenger RNA of Linum trigynum, 5748 nucleotides long. Lineage: Eukaryota; Viridiplantae; Streptophyta; Magnoliopsida; Malpighiales; Linaceae. The record is from the annotation of a GenBank genome assembly.
ACAAAUAAUUAUUUUUAUACUUGUGUUUUGUAAUAUUUGAACCUAUAAUUCUUUUUAUAUUUAUUUUCUAUCAAAUAAAUAUUCUUUUCGUGCCAUGCCGUUCUUAUACUCAAUAAAGUAUCGAAAAUAUUAGGCCUGACACGGCCCACUUAUAUACCGUGUUGUGCCCGUGCUUAUGAAGUUUAGGCCAAUUAUUUGUGUCCGUGCCGGGCUGGCCCAUUUAUUUCGUGUCCGUGCUCGUGUCGUGCUCUAACCAUGUCGUGCUAGCCCGUGGGCGGCACGAUCUGGUGCCCACGUACAAUUGUGACUGAUAGAAAAAAUGAUACAUGCUAAAUAAUACAAGUAUAUAAACAAACUAUCUCAACAAAACAAUACCAAAUUUCCUUUUGGUUUUAUAUAGGGCUGCAAAUGUGCGUGGGCACCGGGUCGUGCCACUCACGGGCUAGCACGGCACGGUUAGAACACGGCACGAGCAGGGGCACGAAAUAAAUGGGCCAGCCCGGCACGAGCACGAAUAAUUUAUGGGCCGUGCCGGGUCUAAACUUCAUGGGCACGGGCACGAGCACGGGCACAACACGGUAUAUAAGUGGGCCGUGUCGGCCUAAUAUUUUCGAGACUUUCUUGAGUAUAAGAACGGACAUGGCACAAAAAUAAUAUUUGUUUUAUAGAAAAUAAAUAUAAAAAGAAUUAUAGGUUAAAAUAUUACAAAACAUAAGGAGAAAAAUAAUUAUUUGUUGUUAGAAAUGUCAUAAAGAUAUAUACGUAAUUACUAAUGUUGGGGGUGUUACUGAAAUACUCCGUGCUUAGACUAAGUAGUAGGGCGCACAAUCGGCGAUCGGCGACGCUUGAUACCAGCUACAGGUAUAUAAGGGCUUGAAGCCCUCCAAAGGUCCUCUCACUUUCCACUAUCUCUCUACACUUUAUCUCUCUAUCUAUUCUCUCAACUCAUUCUACACAAUAUACUGACUUGAUCGUCGGAGCUUAAUCCGGGGGCAUCCCCGGUUCUUUCACAGGUUUCUUCCUCUCGACGAGAUCAGACGAACGGAUCAUGAUUCAACCCCACACCAACAAAUAUCAUUGUUCAUACCGGAGCAAGGUGGUACAAACAACUAACAUAAGUAAAAAUGGACAAAGAAUUAAACAAAGCCAAAUCACACUCGCUAUACUUCCAGUUUUCUCUCCCCCCCCCCCCCUAUUUGUUACUUUUCUCAAACAUUAUCGGUUAAUACUAUCUUCCUCCGUCCUAUUUUUGCCUUCUUUUUCAUUAUCUCUUUUGUUUUGUCUUUUUCAUUAAACACGGAUACGAGCAUGACAAAAGCACGAAUAGGCACGACACAAUUCGAACCGUGCCCGGGCCUGGACCGGGCCUAGCAAAGUUAACAAAUGGGCUUGCAUGGCACGACACGAAAACUGACGGGCCGUGCCAAGCACGACACGAAAUAAAUGGGCCCGAAGCGUGCCCGUGCCGUGCCGGCCCAAGCACGGCCCAGUGCCCAUGUACAGCUGCAAAUGAGCCGAGCUGAGCCGAGUUUUACCCCAGCUUGAGCUUGACUCGUUAGCAAAUGAGCUGAGCUCGAGCUCGAGCCAUUUAUUAACGAGCCGAGUCGAGUCGAGUUCGAGCUAAGCUUGUUUACUAAAUUCUUAGAUCGUAUUUGAUACAUUCAUUUUGUAUGUCGUGUAUGGUACAUGUGAGUGAUGUAACGAUAAAUAAAUAAUCAAAUGUUCAACAUUAAUUAAUCUUAUAUUAUAAUUUGUAGGUGUCAUAUUGUUUAGUUAAUAAAUUUUAACUAGUUCAAAUUAUGUUAUUUCAUAGUAUCGAAACAAUUUUGUACAUAAUUUCUUUAUAGAAUUAAAAAUAAGGCAUAUUUUUUUACAUGUUCAACAUGUUAAACUUCACAUGAUGUGAGAUAUAUAAUUUAACAAUCCUAUGAAUUAUGAAAGUCCAAAUUAGAUCGAUUCGUCCAUAAUUCGGUGAUCAAGUUGGCCAUCAAACCACAAUGUUGAGACAUUUCAUGAGCUCUAAAUGAGCCGACUCACGAGUUGAGCUCAACAAGCCAUCGAGUUGAGCUAGUAAACGAGUCGAGUUUCGAACGAGUUUUUCCUGAUUCGAGCCUCGAGUUGCUCGCGAGUAACUCGAAUAAUUUGCAGGCCUAGUUUUAUGGUGUAAUCUGCUCGUUUCAAAGAAGUAUCAAUUAUGCACACGUCGAAGCUUUACCCAAUGGGAACAAGACACGAUCGUACUACAAACACUGUGGACUGGGGAAAACCAUCUGAAAGUUCCCAAGCAUUUCAGUGUAUGAACCAAUCAAAGAAUCACCUCCAAAUUUUUUUUACCAAACUGUAAGAUUUUCAUGAUGAGACAACGCUCGUGCGCACGAUGACGUCUGGUGGUUGAUAUUGACCACCGAAUGGGCCCGGCCCGGCCCGUUGGAAAGCAGUCAUUGAGAGGAGCCAGGAUUCGAGGAUCUUUUCCACCAAUAAGAAUUUGCCACGCAAGAUUUUAGCGUGUCCAGCUAAGGUUGCGGUUUGAUUUUAGAAGUUACAAGUAAAACUCCUUCCCUAUACAUCUACCAAUGACCAAUCCGGCUAACUACAGUGCUCACAACCCAUUGUUGAGAACGUUCUCAUAAACAUUUGGCGUCGUUAGAUCGCGACGUUGGCCGCAUCACAACGGACAAACCCACGGCUUGAUCACUUAUUCGGAUCACAACUUGUAGUAUAACUCGUCAAACAUGGUGACAAAUAAUAUGACGAGGAAGAGUAGGAAUGAAAGGGAAUUAAGAGAUGAAAGACCGACAUUAUAUAUAUGUUUGCAUUCCAACUUUAUCGUUCACUCAAUCUCAUAGUUAAGGAUCAGCCGAUUAAAUCAAAAUCGACUCGAUUAAUCCGCUAUAUAUUUAACACACUGCGCAUAUAUUACAUGUCUCAAAACUUCACACUCUUCGAGUCUCAACAAAUCAAGACUGACACAGUGACGAAAGCCAAUCAAAUCCAAUCCUCCAUAUCUUUAACCAAAACCUGCGCUUCCCCCACCUUCAGAGACCAAUUAUUACACCACUUCUCCGGUCACAAUUCUCAACGCCACCAAGCUUUCAAUACAAACAAAUAGCAGACCACCUUUGCCGCAACAAUGGCGCCUAUAACUAACUCCAUUCGUCCAUAAAAGAAUCAGCAGCAUUUCCCUCAUCUUAUCUCUCCUUGGCUCCCUAGAAACCCAGACCACGAAGGAGGAAAUCAUGGACAAUUCUCCCCUGAAGACAGCACUCUCCUUCUGUUCAUCGCCUCGCGAUCACCAUUGCUAUCCCGAUCAACCUAUCCCUGCAGACGAAAUCUCAGCCUUCCUCCACCAAUUCCUCCUCCUCCACCCCCAAUCCUCAUUCUAUCCGCCUCCGUUCACUCCCCAAGCUCAGUCGUUUGUGACCCCGGUCAACGCCGGGAGCUCUGUUCUCGACCCGGCCCGUGACGGACAAUUCCCCAGUAACCUGAUCCAUUUUGGAGGGAACAUUGCUGGCCUCUGCAACGGCGCCGGGAACGAACCUCCCGACGGACGUGAAGCCGAAAGAGAGGAAGCUCCGGCGGAUGAGUUAUUGCCACCGCCGAAGACGCCUUCUAAAAGAACCCGUGCCGCCGAAGUCCACAACUUAUCCGAAAAGAGGAGGAGAAGCAGAAUUAACGAGAAAAUGAAAGCCCUGCAAAAACUCAUCCCCAACUCCAACAAGACGGACAAGGCUUCAAUGCUUGAUGAAGCAAUUGAGUACCUGAAGCAGCUCCAGCUCCAAGUCCAGGUGUUGUCAAUGAGAACUGGAGCGGCGGGGUUGCAUCAAAUGAGCCACAACAACAUUGCCGAAUCCUUCCUGCAGCAGCAAGCUCGUCAACCGUUGCCUGCUUCUCGACUCGUGAAGGUCAAGGCAGAAGAAGCUGUUUCUCCGAUGGAUGAACAGAAAUCCCCUGCUGCUGCAAAUGGAGCAGUGAUUAAGCUGGGGAAACAGAGCUCUGCUGCAUCGAAUGUAACCCAUUCGAUGAUCCGUUCUUCCUACUACUGAGCUUGGUCUAGUGACUGCUCAGUUUGCUAGUGGAGAUCGAUGCAGAAGCCUUUUUAAAGCGCAACAUUUUGCUUCUGCGUUGCCACUGAUGUUCUGUUUCAAAGCUUUAGUAGGGUUCUAAUGUUGCUGCCUGUACGUUGUUCUGCUUUUGUACAUGGGUUUUCCCGUCUUUACAUAUAGAAGGCGAGGAAGAACUAAUUUAAUUAGAUUUCAUUCAGUUCUCUGCUGCUCAAUCUGAUCCUUCGUUCAUGCACGACACAGUAUCAGGAGGAUUUGCCUUUCAUUCUUGUUUUCAGAAAGACUUUGUUCGCUUUGAAUCUAGAACUACACGGGUUUUAAUUGGGAGUUGCUAAAUGUCGCCCUUAAAAUUGCUAACGGUCGCCCUAAAAAAUACCAAAGUUACACUUUUACCCCCUUAGCUUCUUUACCUUCCCUUUAGCAAACAAACACCACUUAGACUAAAAAAACACUAUCCAAGGAGAGAAAAAUCCAUCAUCGUCAUUUUGAAGCCGAUAUCGUCGGUAGGACGUUUGAAUCAUGAGUAGCGACUCCGACGAGGUAAAAACAUUUACUGGAAAAAUAAAAAUAAAAACACAGAAAAUGGGAACCGCGACUCAGAUGUGGUUGGACCAUGAUUCAACCGCAGGUCACUUGCGGUUCGACCAUGGUCCAACCGCAACUGAACUGCGGUUGAGCGUUUUAUGGUUUUUUUUUUCAAAUCAGUAUUUUUCUAUGAUUUAUGGUUUGUUCCAUGAGAUAAUUUGUUGGGUUUUGAUUUAUAUAAUUUUCUAGAUUUAUUUGCAUAAUUAUUUUUGGAAUUGAAGGAUUUAGCAUUAGAAAUUAAGAUUAUAUUUGGCCUUAAAUUAAGAUUAGAUUUAAUUUGGUCUUAAUAGUAUGGAUGACAAAAAUAUCCGUAACCGUGGAUAUCCGCCCGAAUCCGACCUAAUCGAGUAGGGUAAAACCCGAACCCGAAGAACAUUUAGUGGGCACGGGUAAAACCCGAACUCGAAUAUUGCGGGUAAUGGGUGGACAUGGUUUUCUCACUAUCCAACCCGAAACCGCCCGAUUAUACGUAUGCAUAUGUAUUUUGUCUAAAAAUAAUCAAUAUUUUUCUCUAACAUAUUUUAUAUUGAGCAUAUAAAUAUAAUAUUUUUAUGAAAUUGUGUUAUUUUAAUUAGUUUUCUUCAUUCUAGUGAAUUAUUGUUGUACUUUUCUUCAUACGUAACGUGAGAAUACUUGUGAAUAUAAACAUAUUGGUUGGGGGGAAUCGAUACCAGCAGAAUAACUAACCAAAGUACGUUCAGUUGAAUCGCCUGGGCCGGACCAACAGCGGAAGCCUAGCACUAAGUGCAAUCUCCAGCUUCUUUCUUUGUUACUGCUGCCAUACCACAAGGUAAUCCAAUAAAGAGAAACUAUUACCCAUGGAUAACCGUGGAUACCCGAAACCCGAACGAAUAUGGGCACGGUUUAGAUUUUUUACCCGUUUCUUAUGUGGGUAUGGGUAUGGGUAAAACGCGAACUUCGUUGGGUAGGGUAACGGAUAUGCACUAUCCGUCCCCGACCCGACCCAUUGCCAUCCCUACUUAAUAGAGAAAAUUAAGAUUAGAUUUUGCAUUACAAAUUAAGAUUAAAUUUAUUGCAUAAAUAAUAGAUUCGCAUAUGAAGUCAUGAUGAUUAUUAAAUUUAAUAUAGUUAUGAAAUUUUA